ACACUUGCAUAGCCAAAGCUACCCAUAUUUACAAGUACUGGAUUUAUCCGGCCAAGAAAAUUAAUUUCUUGCAGUCAGUCGCCGAAAAUUGAAAUAAACCUUUUUGUUUAUGACAAAGUGCUAGGAUUCUCAAAGAGACGUCUGGAACGAAAGAACCGUAAGCUUCGCAAAUUUAUCUGGCGGCCUGGAGAAGCUGAUUAUUUUGGCAACGGCCAAACAUGUCGUCGUUGGAUGUUGUGACAUGUGGAUCUCCAGUAAAGGGGAAACAGACUCUCAAACGGCAUACAAGCUACGAGGAUGUGCUCAAGGAAUUUAAUUAUGAGAAACUGUGCACGCCCUCUCCGCCUUCAUCUUCCAAGGUUCCGCCCAAGAACAGCGCAAAGAUAUGCCUUUGUGCGCCCACCAAGCACGCAGGAUCCUUCAGAUGCCGCCUACACCGAGCUCCUCAUCGUUCUCACAGGCAAAGCCCAUCAAAGCAUUUCAGCGUAAAGAUCAACAAUAUCAACAGUCUCAAGCCCAGCCGGCUCAGUAAAAUGGCCAAAGACACGCAAGUGAGCAAAGAUAUUGAAAGUCCCUCUCCUGUCAUGGCGGAUUAAAGCUCAGUCAGCUUGAAUGUUUUUUGUUUUGUCUAGACUGGAAUGGAAAAAUGUAAAACGGAUAUUCUAUUAUCUGUGAGGGUCAUGGGGAAGGUUUCAUGUCUUCCUACGAAUUGUGAUCUUUUAUAGACAAAUUCAUCUGAAGUGCAUUCCUCAUUUAAGAAAUUCGUUAAUAUGUAAUCUGAUAUCAUAUCAUUUAAACCCGGGCUCUUAUUAAUUCCUACCGGGAGGAUACUAUGAUUUUCGAUAUUCAAUCACUGUUUUAUUUGCUCUGA
Messenger RNA from Cryptomeria japonica (Japanese cedar), 871 nucleotides. RefSeq lists its product as uncharacterized. NCBI's taxonomy places the organism in Eukaryota, Viridiplantae, Streptophyta, Pinopsida, Cupressales, Cupressaceae. Bases 219 to 596 code for a protein of 125 amino acids. The transcript is spliced from 2 exons. The record is from RefSeq and is a predicted model, not a curated record.